Molecule: messenger RNA, 915 nt
Organism: Cryptomeria japonica (Japanese cedar)
Lineage: Eukaryota; Viridiplantae; Streptophyta; Pinopsida; Cupressales; Cupressaceae
Exons: 3
Coding region: 129-653 (174 amino acids)
Biological process (GO): thylakoid membrane organization
Cellular component (GO): chloroplast thylakoid membrane
Source: RefSeq, a predicted model, not a curated record
CGAGCUCUCCAAGUGCACACACAGAUUUUUAUUGAUUUACCUCAAGAAACACGAACAACUACACCUCGAAGAAAUGUGCCAAAGUUUGUAAUUGCUGAUAAUAGCAGGAGAAAAGGAAAAACAAAAAAAUGGCAGCGAUACGCUUUACAAGCAUUACUGUCCCUGGACCUUCAGUCUGUAACAAUUCUCUGUUCCCGUCAAGGUAUUCCCCUACAAAAAGAGUUUUUCAGGAACACAAGCAUAAAAGGGGUUUGAACGUGGGGCCAAAAUGCAGCAGAAAUCCACCACCAGGUAACAGCAGUAGCAAAGCUGUACUGGAUGCAUUUUUUAUUGGGAAGGCUUUUUCUGAAGCACUUAAUGAGCGGAUAGGGGCAGCUGUUGGAGAGUUUUUGAGUGAGGUUGGCAGGUUGCAAGCAGAACAGCAAAAGCAAACUCGUGAUUUUCAGGAAGAGGUGCUAGAAAGGGCUAAAAUGGCGAGGGAAAAAGCUGCCCGUGAAGCACUUGGAAAAGAGAGAGAAAAAGAUUCAUCUUCUUAUUCAACUGUGGUGUCAACAGAUUCAAGUUCUGUAUCCAAUAAUUCUUCUUCACCAGUAGUUCCAAAUUCCACUUCCAGUAACUCUGAGCUGUUGCGUACAGAUUCAAAUCAAAAUUAGAAUCAUAUAUGUGAUUAAUAGAAUGUGCUCAAAGCAUGAGAUUUAGAGGCUUUCUAAAGAUAAUCUGUGUCAGCAAUCAAUUUUCAUAUAAUGUUGUAACUCACAAUUAUGCUUCUUGAGAAUAAAAACGUGAGCAUGCUAUAUUAUAGAACAAACCAUAUGAGGGCAACACUUAAUAAUAUUAAGAAUGAAAGGUAGAGAGGCUUUUAGUUUACCGUACCUUUGAAGUCUUAAUAGAGAUUGGUGCCUUAGUAAAGCUUUA